AUGAAAGCAGAGGUUGUGAAAUUGUUGUUGGUGAACCUAGCAAGUAUUACGCAGAGAGCUGACGAGUCGUUGUUGCCAGGGGUGUACAAAGAGAUGGGGGCCAGUCUGCACACGGACCCAACUGGGUUGGGCUCACUCACUCUGUUCAAAUCCAUUGCCCAGUCUCCCUUGCUAUGCGGACUGGCAAGUGAUAUUGUUAGUGUUUUAUGUUGA
This is a messenger RNA of Prunus armeniaca (apricot), 213 nucleotides long. Lineage: Eukaryota; Viridiplantae; Streptophyta; Magnoliopsida; Rosales; Rosaceae. The record is from the annotation of a GenBank genome assembly.